GUGGUGGAGGGGAGGAUGGAGGCGGGGAAGGGGGUUAGGGCGCUCCAAGGACGUGGCCCACGGUGGCCCCUGGCACGUGCCCCAUGCCCCGUGCAACGGCUUUACAACUGUCUAGGUACUCUAGGAGACGCCAUGCUGGGCGCCAUGCAGCACACACUGCUGCUGCUGCUGCUGGCCGAGCUGGGGGGCUUGCUGGCAUCAGGACCCGAUUUUCAAAGUUCAUUUCUAGAAAUCAUAUUUCCAAAGAAAAUUGAAGAUAAAACAAACUCAGAAGAACAGAUAUCCUAUGUUAUUACAAUAGACAACAUGCAGUACACUGUGCACCUCCAGAAAAGAUAUUUUUUAACAAAUCAUUUUAUGGUUUAUAUGUAUAACCAAGGAUCUACGAGCUUUCAUUCUUCAAACAUUCCGGCUCAGUGCUAUUAUCAAGGACACAUCAAAGGCUAUCCAAACUCGAUUGCCACCCUCAGCACGUGCUCUGGACUGAGAGGAUUCCUGCAGUUUGAGAAUGUGUCCUAUGGAAUUGAGCCCCUGGAAUCUACAGCUACAUCUCAACACAUUGUUUAUAAGCUAGGGAGCGAAGAGAAGGAAUUGAUAUUUAACAAAAACAGCAGAAACAUAGAGAUGCCAACAAACUAUAGCAUUUUAAUCAACAAAAAGCCAAAAUCACCUUUUAAACAUGCGCUUCCCCUCUAUCUAGAGAUGAGUAUUGUGGUGGACAAAACAUUGUAUGAUUACUUGGGCUCUGACAGCAUGAUUGUAACAAAUAAAAUCAUUGAAAUUAUCAGUAUUAUAAAUUCAGUGUUUGCCCAACUCAAGGUUACGAUUGUGUUGUCCUCAUUGGAGUUGUGGUCAGAUAAGAAUAAGAUUCCUACAGUUGGUGAAGCAGAUGAAUUAUUGCAUAGAUUUUUACAAUGGAAGCAGGCCUAUCUUACCCUAAGACCUCAUGAUGUUGCAUAUCUAUUCAUUUAUAACGAGUACCCAAAUUAUGUGGGAGCAACGUAUCCUGGGAAGAUGUGUAUGGCCCACUACUCUGCAGGAAUUACAAUGUAUCCCAAGGACAUGACCUUGGAGGCCUUCUCGGUUAUUCUCACCCAGAUGCUGGGGCUCAGUUUGGGAAUAUCAUAUGAUGAUCCUGCGAAAUGCCACUGCUCAGAAUCCAUCUGCAUCAUGAAUCCCAAGGCUAUGCAAUAUGCAGGUGUGAAAUCAUUUAGUAAUUGCAGUUUGAAUGACUUUGAACAUUUUAAAUCAAAUGAGGGUACCAAGUGCCUGCAGAAUAAGCCACAGAUGCAAAGAGGACAGGCACCAGUCUGCGGAAAUGGCGUAGUGGAGGGCAAUGAAAUAUGUGACUGUGGAUCUGAACAACAGUGUGGGUCCAAUAGCUGUUGUGAGCCUCGAAGAUGUGUUCUGAAAGCAGGAAGUGCUUGUGACAGUCAGUCUCUCACAUCAACAUGCUGCAAAGACUGUCAGUUUUUACCAGAAGGUCAUGAAUGUAGGUCCUUAAAGAAUGAACACUGUGACAUUGCUGAAGUGUGCAAUGGGAGCUCAGGACAGUGUCCAUCUGAUGUAACUGUAUCUAAUGGGUAUAGCUGCGGAGAAGGGAAUAUCUGCUAUAAUGGAGACUGUCCCGACCUGGACAGAAGGUGUGAGACAACAUAUGGAUCAGGUUCAGAGAAUGCUCCAUUUGCCUGCUAUGAAGAAAUCCAGGGCCAAAAUGAUAGGUUUGGCAACUGUGGCAAAGACCGGCAAAACAGAUACAUAUUCUGUGGAUGGAGGAAUCUCAUAUGUGGGAGAUUAAUUUGUACAUACCCUAGCCGAGUUCCUUACAACCCACCCAAUAACAGUACCGCUUCCGUGAUCUAUGCUUUUGUGAGAGACAAAGUGUGCAUAAGUGUGGACUUUGGAUCAAGCGUCGACGAAGAUCCUCUUAGGGUUAAAGAUGGUGCUAUAUGUGAUCUUGAUAGGAUUUGCAUAAAUGGCGUGUGUGUAGAGUCAAGAUUCGUUAAGGCUCAGUCAGCAUCCUGUACAGACACCAGGUGCAGCGGGAAUGGAGUGUGCAUAUCUAAUGGUAGCUGCUCUUGCUUCAAGGACUACCUACCUCCCAACUGUGCAAGAAAAUCAGGGCUGUUGGGCAAGCAUGAUCUGCCCAUGAAAGGACCUUCUAAAAAGCAAGGAAAGAAGUGGCUUUUAAGUUUGUACAUUGUCUUAAUUAUCCUCACUUCAGCGGCCCUCAUAGGCACAGGGUGCAAAGGCUUGAAACAGUGCCGCUCCAAGGAAGAGGAAUCCAUGAGUAGCGAAAGCAAAUCAGAAGACAACACUCAUACCUACUUCAGCAGUUAAUUGCUACUACCCCUUCAGGAGGAGGAGGAAGAUGAUGACAUCCAGGGGCUCACUGAGAAAUGAAGAGUCCACAUUCUUCCCUUGGUCACAGCUAAUGGAGCUAAUAAACCGAAAGUGGACCAAU
Molecule: messenger RNA, 2464 nt
Organism: Mastomys coucha (southern multimammate mouse)
Lineage: Eukaryota; Metazoa; Chordata; Mammalia; Rodentia; Muridae
Product: disintegrin and metalloproteinase domain-containing protein 32-like
Exons: 21
Coding region: 16-2340 (774 amino acids)
Biological process (GO): cell adhesion; proteolysis; binding of sperm to zona pellucida
Cellular component (GO): plasma membrane
Molecular function (GO): metalloendopeptidase activity
Source: RefSeq, a predicted model, not a curated record